UAGACAGCCAAAUAAAAAGCAGAACGAAAUACUUUGCUGAAAAUGAUUUCAUCUUUCUCCUGCUUUAUGUGGAUGACAUGUUGAUUGUGGGUCGGAAUGUUGGAGAGAUUGAUAGAUUGAAAAAGGAGUUGAGUAUAUCAUUUGCCAUGAAGGACUUAGGACCGGCGAAACAAAUUCUAGGGAUGAGAAUCUCUAGGGAUCGCAGGAAUGGAAAUUUUUGGUUGUCUCAAGAAAGGUAUAUUGAAAGAGUUCUUGAGAGGUUCAACAUGAGCAAGGCUAAGGCGGUUAGUACUCCACUUGGAGGACAUUUCAAAUUGAGUUUGAAGCAUUGUCCUACAAGUGAGGAAGAGAAAGUAGCAAUGAAGAAUGUGCCUUAUGCAUCAGCUGUUGGGAGCUUGAUGUAUGCCAUGGUUUGCACAAGGCUGGAUAUUGCUCAUGCCGUUGGGAUUGUUAGUCGUUUUCUUUCUAAUCCGUGGAAAGAACAUUGGAGAGCAGUGAAGUGGAUUCUUCGCUACUUGAGAGGUACUUCUAGAGUGUGUCUAUGCUUUAGUAAUGACAAGACCAUACUUGAUGGAUAUACCGAUGCUAACAGGGCAGGUGAUGUGGACUCUAGAAAGCCGACUUCUAGAUACAUGAUGACUUUUGCAGGUGCUGCAGUUUCAUGGCAAUCUAAACUGCAAAAAUGUGUUGCAUUAUCAACAACAGAAGUCGAGUACAUAGUCGUGAUGGAUGCUUGCAAAGAGAUGCUAUGGUUGAAGAAGUUUCUCCAAGAGUUGGGCAUCAAGCAAAAGAGGUAUGUGCUCUAUUGUGAUAGUCAAAGUGCAAUCCAUCUUUGCAAGAAUCCUACUUUCCACUCAAGGUCGAAACACAUAGAUGUUUGAUAUCAUUGGAUUCAUGAUGUUUUGGAAGAAAAGUUGUUGGAGCUAAACAAGGUGCAUACGGAUGACAAUGGUUCGGACAUGGUGACUAAGUCUCUACCAAGUGGGAAACAUAUCUUCUGUCGAGAUGAGAUAGGUUCGGUGCUACCCCCCAUAUGAGCUGGAGGGAGAGAUUUGUUGGGUUGGUCCAACUCAUAUGGUGGUUGGAUUAACCGGUUUGAGUUUUGGUUGGUUUUUAGAAGAUCCUCUAUUUUUAAAAUAGAGAGUUAUUGUCUGAUCAAAAUUGAAAAGAGGAGUCAGCCUUUCAUUUUUCAAAGAGAGAGAAUAAAAAAAAAGAGAAGAGAUAAGGAAAAAGAUAGCAGAGAGAAAGAGCUGCAGUAGGGCAGCCUGUUCAAGUGAGUGUUCUGGAAGAUUGAACCGUCGAUCGUCCUUAAAUUUGGACAAUGGGUUUGUAAUUGUCUGGGCUUCAUUCUGACCGGAGGGAUCGUCAUUCUGAGCUCUAGUGCGUCCAGAAUCACUACUGAACAGAAGGUGUACAAAUCUGUUUUUGUACUCCUCAACCUCUCUUUGUCUUGCUCUUGUUCUAGUUAUCCACCAUGUUGGUGAGAGCUAUUGUGGUUGAUUUUUUAUCCAAGAAGGGUGUUCUUGAGGUGUUUUGUAAUCCUCUAGCUAGUCUAGAGAGACUUGUAAUCCCACCAAAGUCUAGUGAAGUUGUAGCUUGGACAAAGAUCCCGUGGUUUUUCCCGAUUUGAGUUUUCCACGUAAAAAUUGUUGUCUUGUGCAUUUGAUUCUUGCUUGUGGUUGUUGCCCAGUUUCUCAAAGUGAUAUCAGAGCAUUAGGUUGUUUGGGGGUUGUGUAUGGUGAAUGGCAAGAAUGGAUGACUCAAGUGGAGCAAUUGCUUCAGCUUUCUCGCUGUUGACUGAUCUACUCGCCGACCACCAAACCCAGUUAUGAAAGGGAUAAGAAAUAUAAAAAGAAGCUGAAAUUUAUGGGAAACACAUCACCAACAAAAUCAAUAAUGCACCGAUUAAUAGAAGUAGAAGAAAACUCAUAAUAAUCGACAGAAAGAGGCGUUUGGGUAAACCAAAUAACACGGGAAUAGAACAAAAGAAUACAGAGUCCACGUAUAAAUUCCUUGAAAUCUGUGCAUGUCCCCGCAUGAAGGCUGGAAUGCAAAUAUCCGUGGAUGUGAAGAAGCUAAAAUAUUAUUACAGUAGUCCCAUGCCCUUGUUUUUCUGUGAAACAAGAUUUAGGCCCAAAAUCAUGUCUUUCAAUAGUGAUCUUCAAAUGGGGGGAGAGAGAGAGGGUGAAGAGGAAGGGAGGUGGAGGAGGUGGGAUUAAGUGGUGGAGGCUAGUGGCGUAGCCAGACAUCGAGUCCACUAGGGUCCUUAAAAUUUUACUAACAUAAAUGCUUGUACCUAAUGAAUUUUGAUUUAACCG
This is a messenger RNA of Linum trigynum, 2318 nucleotides long. Lineage: Eukaryota; Viridiplantae; Streptophyta; Magnoliopsida; Malpighiales; Linaceae. The record is from the annotation of a GenBank genome assembly.